Messenger RNA from Coccomyxa subellipsoidea C-169, 1215 nucleotides. RefSeq names its product S-adenosyl-L-methionine-dependent methyltransferase. Lineage: Eukaryota; Viridiplantae; Chlorophyta; Trebouxiophyceae; Coccomyxaceae. Bases 10 to 870 code for a protein of 286 amino acids. The record is from RefSeq and is a predicted model, not a curated record. Gene Ontology annotation, molecular function: methyltransferase activity. The transcript has 5 exons.
ACCAGUGCAAUGGAUAAUGAUGGAUCGAGGAUCAAGCAGACACAGGCAGCUGCCUGGGGCAACAGCGCUGAGCAGUACGCUGCCGAUGUACACGAGGGCGCCGGAAUCAUGAUGCCAUUGAUAGCAGCCUACGUUGAGACGGCCAAGGAGGAGGUGAAAGGAAACCCACAGAUCCUUGACGUCGCCAGCGGAACGGGGGAGCCCGGCAUCUCACUGGCCAAGCUAUUUCCCGGCGGUACUGUGACUAUAACUGAUAUCGCUGAGGGCAUGAUCGCGGGAGCCAAGGGGCGUGCGGAUCGCCUUUCGUUGAAGAACGCCAGGUUUGCUGUGGCAGAUGGAGAGAAUUUGAGUCAAUUUGGAGAUGCAACCUUCGACGUAGUGACCUGCAACGCCGGCUUGAUGUUCAUGCCAAACUACGAGAGGGCGCUAGCUGAAUUCAGGCGAGUGUUGAAACCAGAUGGGCUGGCAAUGGUAUCUGCGUGGGGCGAAGAGGAGCAGACAAAUGUUGCCUCUCUGAUGCUGGCAGUACAGAGGGCAGUCGCCCCAAAUGACAGCUUAUUUGCAGAUCCCAACAUUCUGGGCAGCCGAGAGAAGCUGCUGCAUUCCCUGGAGCGCGCCGGCUUCAGCAACAACUCCUGCAGGGAAGUCAAUGUGCCCAUGCGCUUCCCAAAGGAGAAAGUCCGGGGGAUGCUGCAAAAUCCUGUCAUAGCAGAGCUGCUGGAUCGGCUUAUAGAGCGGGGAGAGAAAGAUGUGGCUGAUAGCGCACAUGGUGCUUUGUUGGAUGCUGCUGCCAAGAAAGGCCUGCUGCAAGAAAAUGGGGAAAUCAGUUGUCCCACCAACAUUGCCCUCUUUGUCACUGCGCGCCCCUGAUGUCAUCGACAGGUUGCAUACCAGGGGGUAUGGAAGGCUACUGUAUGCUUUCAGUCACAAUGUAUUAGAGGAUUGUAGGGUAUAGUACCCCUGUAGAAAUCAACAUAUGCUAUUGAACGUUAACCACGAUCCUCCUGUGAUUGCUGUAGUGGGUAUACCCUAGUAAGCCUGGAAUCUUGUAGGGGUUUUUUCAUGUAUGUAUGGAACGCGUGCCCGCAGUUGAUUGGGUCUUGCUGGGAUCUGGCAAGUCCAACAAGGGGUAGGAUUGUGGCAGCCAUAAACUGCAGCUUUUCUGCAGGACGCACCUUGCCUCUUCAAGACUUGGCAGGAUAACAGAACUAAUGG